This is a messenger RNA of Phlebotomus argentipes, 1905 nucleotides long. RefSeq lists its product as uncharacterized. NCBI's taxonomy places the organism in Eukaryota, Metazoa, Arthropoda, Insecta, Diptera, Psychodidae. Gene Ontology annotation, molecular function: ligand-gated monoatomic ion channel activity. Gene Ontology annotation, cellular component: membrane. The record is from RefSeq and is a predicted model, not a curated record. The transcript has 3 exons. Bases 1 to 1905 code for a protein of 634 amino acids.
AUGAAGUGCUUAUUCUUGGGAGUGGUUUUCGCGGGGAUUCUCCUGAGGAUCAACGGUGUGGUUUAUCUGCGGAGCAGGAGUAUGAAAGGGCCGCGGACAUGGAGGAAUGGUGUUGAGUGUAUCAAGAGCAUCGCCAGUUUCUACUUCCAGGAAGCUCGAGUGCUGAGAACGAAGUCAAUCACCGUUGUUCAGUUGACGAAUCUCUCCAGUCCAGCGCGGGAGAUUAACGUGGAAUUUGCUAAAAUCGCCAAUGCUCUGGUGGAGGAGGAAUUCUUUACGGAUAGCGUCAUUCGAGUCAAUUCGGACAAGAAUGUUCUCGAGCAGGACUUCAAUGAGGACGACUUCAAGCCAUCCAUUCCCUCUGAUUACUACGUCAUCGUCACGGAUAGCAAUGCAAGAGUGUCAAGAUACAUCAAGAAAAUACUCAGGAAGACGAUUACCUGGAACUCCAAGGGUAAAUUCCUGAUUCUCUUCAACAGCGCCAGAACUCUGGCCAUGGAUGAGAAUCUGACGAAAUUCGUGGAGGCGUUCUUUAGGGAGUUGUACGAUAAGUUCGAUAUCAGCAACGUGAUGUACGCUUACUCCACGGGAUUGAUGACUUACCAGUUCUUCAGGAGCAAACUCUUCCAAAGGAGCGACGAUGGGAAAUGUGCACUGGUCAUCGCCCAGGCGCUGGAUACUUGCAGCGAGGGAAAGAUUCCCACGCAGCAGCUCCUGCUGCAGCAAUCUCUGGAGACCACUGCAAUGACCCUCAAUGAUUGCCAUCUGAAGCUCUGCUGCACCGUGGCGCCGCCGUUUGUGGACGAAGGCUGCGCGACUGGAGUGGAGAUUACAAUGAUGCACAUCAUUCAAACUCGGAUGCAAUUCGACAUGGAAGUUGUUUGCACGAACAUGGCCCGCGGCGAGGUGGAAGACGGAACGGCAACAGACCUCCUGGCAGAACUGGUGGACAGGAAGUGUGAUAUGCUGGUGGGCGCCUUUUUUCCCGACAACGAUCUCGUGGACUUCGGUCAGUCGGUGCCCUACCUGGCCGACAGCUACACGUGGUACGUGCCUCUAGCGGAGCCUCGAGCCGCCUGGAAAGGCCUCAUCGUGAUCUUCCUGCCCACCACGUGGCUCCUGCUGAUCUUCUCACUCAUCUGCUCCGGCACAGUUUGGUUCGUCCUCGGCAGACAGUCUCCGCGCGAGGAUCAGCACCACAAACUGCCCAUUCUGUGUCUCCUCAACGCUUGGCAAGUCCUGCUGGGCAUCAGCGCCAACAACCGUCCCAGAUUCAUCCCGCUCCGCAUCAUCUUCCUCAGCCUCGCCCUCUACGCCCUCAAUAUCGGCACCAUCUACACCUCGAAGCUCAUCACGGUCUUCACGACGACCGUGUACGACGAGCAAAUCGAUUCGCCAGAGGAUAUCAUCGCCUCGGGGCUGCCCUACGGAGGCCGCCUGGAGUACAUGGACUGGUUCGAGAACGAUGAGCCCCUGGACAAGGCGAUCCUCCGGAAUUACAAUCAUUCCGCCAAUUUUCUGCCCACCAUCGCGAAUCUUAAGCGCGUGAAGGACGGAAAGCAGAUCCUCCUGGCCAAUCGCAUGUUCGUCCUCAGCAACAACUACGAGAACAUGAUUUACGGCUUCCCGAACAAAGUCUUUUCCAAUCCAAUGGAAAUUAUCACGUCCAAAGGCUUUCCCUUACUGCUCGAUAUCAACGACAUUAUCAGCACGCUUAAGGACGCCGGCGUCAUGUUCAAGCUGUACGGGGACUUCAUGAAUCUCCUCUUAAAUACAGGAAUAGAACGGACUGUCUUGAGUGUGAGACACCUCCAGGGCGCCUUCAUUGUCCUCAUGUACGGCUACGGCCUCAGCUUUGCUGUGUUCGCUGCCGAGCUCGCACGCCGCCGCUGGUUCUCGCACUAA